Cebus imitator (Panamanian white-faced capuchin) is the source of this 2796-nucleotide messenger RNA. RefSeq names its product ZBED6 C-terminal like (gene ZBED10). Gene Ontology annotation, cellular component: nucleus. The record is from RefSeq and is a predicted model, not a curated record. Lineage: Eukaryota; Metazoa; Chordata; Mammalia; Primates; Cebidae. Bases 532 to 1254 code for a protein of 240 amino acids. The transcript has a single exon.
CCGUGCUCUUGGUGCGAGGCCUGUCCCUGGAGGGAACCGUGGAGGACCAGCAGCUGGAGGUGCUGGAGCAGGCCGGCCUGUGGCUUGGCCGUGGCUCCCUGCGGGCGGGCUUCCUGGUAUCGAAUAGCUGCCCCAGCCUGGAGCGGGCGGCCAAGGACGAGGGCUAUACUCACAUCCCUUGUUUCGCCCACUGCCUCGACUCCCUGGUGAGAAACUUGCUGCGUCACCACCACAGUGUCCAGAUCAUCCUGGACACUGCCAGGACCAUCUGCAGCCAUUUCCAGGGCUCCGCAGAGGCCCAGGGGCUCCUCACCCAGCUCCAGCGUCUGUGGCCUCCCAGCCCACCAGCCCUUUGAGGAGCUCUUGGACCACUGGGUCUCGGCCUGCCACCUGCUGGAGUGGCUGGUGGAGCAGCAGCAGCCCCUUCAAGAGUACAAGGGCAGGCACCAGCUAGGGAAGGCUGGUACCGCCUUGUCAGCCACAUUCUGGGGCCUGGCAGACAGUCUCGUCAAGCUCCUGCAGCCCUUCCAGAUGGUGGUCCACGAGGCGAGUGCGGUGCAGGCCUCUCUGAGCCAGGUGCUGCCCCAGCUGCGCUACCUGCACAUCUUCCUGGAGCAGGUUCACGGACACUUUCAAGAGCAGAGCGUUGGAGAGGCGGGCGCAGCUGUCCGGCUGGCUGAGGCGUUGGCCCUGCAGCUCUGCACUGACUGUCAGCUCAAUGAACUCUUCUACCGCGAGGAGUUCGUGCUGGCCACCUUGCUGGAUCCCCGCUUCAAGGGCAAGAUUGAGGCCAUCCUGCCCGUGGGGGCCGACAUUGACCACUGGAAGCAAGUCUUCGUGUACAAGGUGAAGGAGAUUAUGGUGUCUGAAUACUCUUUGACCACCCCAAGCCCCUUGCAAAGCCGCAGAGUAGCCAAGAGCCCCAAGGUGGCAGGGAAGAACCAGGGAGAGCAUCUACAGAGCAGUGGCCACUCUGGGGUCUUUCUGCUUGCCCAGAGGGAGAAGUGCUUGCUGGAGCGACUGGAGAGUGUGGGGCUGCUGGCCUCCAAGAGCAGCGGGGGCUCGCUGUCCACUGAGAACCACUUGGCCAGCAUCAUCGUCAAGAAGUACCUGCGGGAGAAUGAGACCAUCGGAGCCCAGGAUGACCCCCUGGCUUACUGGGAGAAGAAGCGAGAAGCCUGGCCAGACUGGCCACUAUCUAUCUGUCUUGCCCCCCAACGGGAACCUUCUCUGAAAGUGUCUUUGCCUCCUUGAACAGCCCCACCCUUGUAGAAUAAAACUCUUCUCUUGAGGUGGAGGCCAUUGAGCAUCUCCUCUUCCUGAAGACCAACCUGGAACACUUCCCAAACUACACCCCGCCUCCCCUUGUCUGCUACAAUGGUGACCUGGCCAAGGGAGAACAGAGCCUGCAGUCUGCUCAGGGUGGGAAGGCAGACAUGGCAGGUGCCAGUGCCCACCCUGCCGUGAACUAGAGAUCCCCUGCCUGUAGUAGGUCAGAGCAGAGAGCAGGGUGUUGCAUCCUGAGUGUCACAUGCUCAUGGCCAGAAUCUUUAACCUAUUUGGUAAGAAUGGGUCAGUUUCUCACUUCUUGACAGAUAGCCAUAUUUUUUUCCUAGGAGAUGUCAUUUUCCAUCUCCCCAUUGCCUCCUUUAUGUCUAGUGGUAUGUGCCGAGAAGAGGCUUACUCUUCGUAGGUGACUGAAUUUUGUACGGCAUGGCUUUGUACAUGUGAUGCUAUGUUAAAACAUAAGUAGGUGUGAAGGACCUUGCAUACACCUUGCCUGUGCAGAUAAGUGGAUACGUGCCCUUGAGAGGCUUGCUUUCUCAGAGUGGCCAAGGACAUGGAAUGGGCAUUUGCUGGCAGGUGGGAUAUAUCCUCAGCCUCUGGGGACCCGGGUAAGCUAUUGCAGCACUUUCUGAGGCUUUCACUGUAGGGGAAGGAAAUCCCAGGGUAGAAUAGCCAUUUCUAGAGGGAAGUGCACACAUACCCCCACAAACCAGUCUUUCUGGGGAUUUCAGAGUGGCCAGCUAGCCAGGAGAGCUGAGACACCAGUCUUCAAAUGGCCUGCUUACCAAUAGUCUGUUUCCAGACUACUGGAAACCUUGGGGUUUCUCCCUCCAGUGACAGCAGCCUCAGUCGCUCUCCUGGGCUCCUGGUGGCUGUACACUCUGCCAGCCAUCACUCUUGCCCCUGCUUGUCCUGGGCCAUUUUUAAAGGGGAAGUCCCUUAUUGGAGAAGAGAAAGGAUGUGUGUAGUACACACUCAUCCUGGCUUGCUCAGAGUUCCUUUAGGGUAGAGUUGAGGGCCUGGGAUCCAGGGACCAGUGGGAUUGGACAGGAGAAUGAAGAAGGGGAGAGGCUCGUUACCCCCACAAGACUUGCAUCCAGGUAGCCUGAGGGUUCCUGGUCACUGGGCACGGUGGCUGCUGAGAUGCAGGUUGGAAGAGGCAGGGGAAGGCUCCAGGCCUAACUUGGAGCAUGUCACUGGCCAUGGAGUGAGGGGACAGACUCUCCCCUCACUGGCUGGCAGCCCCAGGAGCCUGUUCCCUCACCUCUCCUGGAUGGGUUAUUAGCCCUGUGUUUCACUGUGACCAAUUCAUUGUGACAUUUGCAUAUUGCUGAAGAUGUAAACACAGGAAACAUUACAUUCCUUUCAUUCAGAGAUGGCCUCUGUCAAUAGUUUGACAUUUUUCCCUUUUUUACAUUGAGAUGAUACCUUAGGCACUGUUUAGUAUGCAGUAUUUUCAUUUUCCCAGCAUAAUAAUUGCACCUUUUAAAUAAAGCUUUGUAAACAUCA